Messenger RNA from Medioppia subpectinata, 489 nucleotides. The record is from the annotation of a GenBank genome assembly. Lineage: Eukaryota; Metazoa; Arthropoda; Arachnida; Sarcoptiformes; Oppiidae.
AUGUCUAAAAUGGAUAAGACGGUUGAGAAAGAGUGUAUAGGAAAAGCGGGUGAUAUGAGCAAGUUCAAAAAGGUUGAUCUGACCAAGCUUGGUUUAAAGCAAAUGUUGAUUGACGGUUGCGAUGAUGAUUAUGAAAAAUGUAGAAGUGCACUCGAAAAGUCUGAUAAGAAAAUGAACGAUGAUUUAAUAAAAGUUGGAAAGUCUGCAGAUCCGAAGGAAUUCGAGAAAUUAACCAUGGAAAAGAACGUAAAGAAAGAGUGUGUAGGAAAAGUCGGUGAUAUGAGCAAGUUCAAAAAAGUUGAUUUAACCAAAAUUGAUUUAAAGCAACUGCUGAUAGAAAUAUGUGAUAAGGGCUAUAAAAAAUGUAUUGAAGCGCUAGAGAAGUCGAAUAAAAAGUUACAUGAUGACAUUACAAAAGUUGCACAAUCCAUUGAUCCAAAUGAUUAUCAGAAAUUUGAGAAAUGCGCUUUAGAUGUACUCAAGAAAUAA